AAAAAUAUUCGUAUAAAAGUCGUAUAAAGUUUUUAAAUAAAUCACAACUUAAUAGAUUGAAACUGAUCUACCAGUGCUCAGGAAUGGAUAAACAGUUUGAUAGGAGUGGCAGUUAUUACCGAAAGUACUUGGAAUCAGACAUAUUUGACAAAUCAUUUGUUUUGAUUGAAAAGUACAGCAAAAACACUGGUCUGUCUUCACGAUACCGAUGGGAACGGUCGACAGCAAAACAGGAGAAUAGAUUAAUCAAUUGGCAUAAUGUACUGAUCGGUCAAUUAAGCACUGGUGGUAUGGGUUAUGUGGCAGCCAUUAGAAAGACUGGAGAAUUGCUGAAACAGGCGAUGAAGUCGAGCAAUAGAUUGGAUGAAAAUGAUUUCAAUGAUGUAUACAAUUCUGUUGAACAACUUAUUCAACUGAGAAACCGGGAGUCAAAACCAAAUUUAUCGAUAUUAGGUUGGGUUAUAUGGGGUGGCCAUCAAUACAAUAGUCACAAAUAUAGAUAA
Molecule: messenger RNA, 503 nt
Organism: Oppia nitens
Lineage: Eukaryota; Metazoa; Arthropoda; Arachnida; Sarcoptiformes; Oppiidae
Exons: 3
Coding region: 84-503 (139 amino acids)
Source: RefSeq, a predicted model, not a curated record